CGCUAAAGGAGCGCGGUGGGCGCGGGGCGGAGCGGGCGCGGAGGAGCCGGGCGGAGCGGUGCGGUGAGGGCUCCGCGGCGCUGACACGGGGUAACUGAUAGUGGACGCCUUCACUUUCUGCAAUGGCACAGAGGUUGGGACAGGAAGAUCCGGAGAGAUACCUUUUUGUGGAUAGGGCUGUGAUCUACAACCCUGCCACCCAGGCUGAUUGGACUGCUAAAAAGUUGGUGUGGAUUCCUUCGGAGCGCCAUGGUUUUGAGGCAGCCAGCAUCAAGGAGGAAAAAGGGGAUGAAGUGUUGGUUGAACUGGCAGAGAAUGGAAAGAAAGCACUAGUCAAUAAAGAUGAUAUUCAGAAGAUGAAUCCCCCCAAGUUCUCUAAAGUGGAAGACAUGGCAGAGUUGACCUGUUUAAAUGAAGCCUCUGUACUGCACAAUUUAAAGGAUCGGUAUUACUCUGGGCUCAUCUAUACCUAUUCAGGGCUGUUCUGCGUAGUUAUAAACCCUUACAAGAACCUCCCGAUUUACUCGGAAAACAUCAUUGAGAUGUACAGAGGGAAGAAGCGCCAUGAAAUGCCACCGCACAUCUAUGCAAUAUCUGAAUCUGCAUAUCGAUGCAUGCUCCAAGACCGUGAGGACCAAUCCAUUCUCUGCACAGGUGAAUCCGGUGCUGGGAAGACUGAGAACACUAAGAAGGUUAUUCAGUACCUUGCUCAUGUUGCUUCCUCCCAUAAAGGAAGAAAGGACCAUAACAUUCCUCCCGAAUCACCUAAACCCGUGAAACACCAGGGGGAGCUGGAACGUCAGCUGCUUCAGGCGAAUCCCAUUCUGGAAUCCUUUGGGAACGCAAAGACAGUGAAAAAUGACAACUCCUCCCGCUUUGGCAAGUUCAUUAGGAUUAACUUCGAUGUUACCGGUUACAUCGUCGGGGCCAACAUCGAGACCUACUUGUUGGAGAAGUCUCGUGCGGUUCGCCAGGCUAAAGAUGAGCGGACAUUUCAUAUCUUCUAUCAGCUGCUGGCUGGAGCAGGAGAACACCUCAAGUCCGACUUGCUGCUUGAAGGGUUUAACAACUACAGAUUUCUAUCUAAUGGCUACAUCCCCAUUCCUGGGCAGCAAGAUAAGGAUAACUUCCAGGAGACCAUGGAAGCCAUGCAUAUCAUGGGAUUUUCGCACGAUGAGAUCUUGUCAAUGCUGAAAGUGGUGUCUUCAGUGCUACAGUUCGGAAAUAUUUCCUUUAAGAAGGAGAGAAACACUGAUCAAGCAUCAAUGCCUGAGAACACUGUCGCACAGAAACUCUGCCACCUGCUGGGAAUGAACGUGAUGGAGUUCACCCGGGCCAUACUGACACCGCGCAUCAAAGUGGGCAGAGACUACGUCCAGAAAGCCCAGACCAAAGAACAAGCUGACUUUGCGGUGGAAGCUUUGGCAAAGGCCACCUAUGAACGUCUCUUCCGCUGGCUUGUUCACCGCAUUAAUAAAGCUUUGGACAGGACCAAACGACAGGGAGCAUCUUUUAUUGGGAUUCUGGAUAUUGCUGGAUUUGAAAUCUUCGAGCUGAACUCCUUUGAGCAGCUCUGCAUUAACUACACCAACGAGAAGCUUCAGCAGUUAUUUAACCACACAAUGUUUAUCCUGGAGCAAGAGGAGUACCAGCGAGAGGGCAUAGAGUGGAAUUUCAUUGACUUUGGACUGGACCUGCAGCCUUGCAUUGACUUAAUCGAAAGACCUGCAAAUCCUCCUGGUGUGUUAGCGCUGCUGGAUGAGGAAUGCUGGUUCCCUAAAGCUACUGACAAGACAUUUGUGGAAAAACUGGUCCAAGAGCAAGGAACCCACUCCAAGUUCCAAAAACCAAGACAGCUAAAGGACAAAGCGGAUUUCUGCAUUAUCCACUAUGCAGGGAAGGUGGACUACAAGGCAGAUGAGUGGCUGAUGAAGAACAUGGACCCCCUGAAUGACAACGUGGCUACACUCUUGCACCAGUCUUCUGACAAGUUUGUUGCAGAGCUUUGGAAGGAUGUGGAUCGGAUUGUGGGUCUGGAUCAGGUGACUGGAAUAACAGAGACAGCGUUCGGGUCUGCGUACAAGACCAAGAAGGGCAUGUUCCGUACUGUUGGCCAGCUCUACAAGGAAUCUCUCACAAAGCUGAUGGCGACGCUGCGGAACACCAAUCCCAAUUUUGUUCGAUGCAUCAUUCCAAAUCACGAGAAAAGGGCUGGAAAAUUGGAUCCACAUCUGGUUCUAGAUCAGCUGCGUUGCAAUGGUGUUUUGGAAGGAAUAAGGAUUUGUCGACAAGGAUUUCCAAACAGGAUAGUGUUCCAGGAGUUUAGGCAGAGGUACGAGAUCCUCACUCCCAAUGCGAUUCCAAAAGGUUUUAUGGAUGGUAAGCAAGCCUGUGAGCGCAUGAUCAGAGCCUUAGAGCUGGACCCCAACUUAUACAGAAUUGGACAGAGCAAGAUCUUUUUCCGAGCUGGUGUCUUGGCACACUUAGAAGAAGAACGAGAUCUGAAGAUCACAGACAUUAUCAUCUUCUUCCAGGCAGUCUGUAGAGGAUACCUGGCUAGGAAGGCCUUUGCAAAGAAACAGCAACAACUGAGUGCACUGAAAAUCCUGCAGAGGAAUUGUGCUGCGUACUUAAAGCUUCGGCACUGGCAGUGGUGGAGAGUCUUCACAAAGGUGAAGCCUCUCCUUCAGGUCACUCGUCAAGAAGAAGAACUUCAAGCCAAGGACGAGGAACUAAUGAAGGUGAAAGAAAAACAGACAAAAGUGGAGGCAGAACUUGAGGAGAUGGAAAGGAAACAUCAACAGCUUCUAGAAGAGAAGAAUAUUCUCGCCGAGCAGCUACAGGCUGAGACAGAGCUCUUUGCAGAAGCUGAGGAGAUGAGGGCUCGCUUGGCUGCCAAAAAACAAGAGCUGGAAGAAAUUCUCCAUGAUUUGGAGUCCAGGGUUGAGGAGGAAGAGGAAAGAAACCAAAUAUUGCAGAAUGAGAAAAAGAAGAUGCAGGGACAUAUUCAGGACCUAGAGGAACAGCUUGAUGAGGAGGAGGGAGCUCGACAGAAGUUGCAGCUUGAAAAAGUAACGGCUGAAGCUAAGAUCAAGAAGAUGGAGGAAGAGAUCCUGCUGCUGGAGGACCAAAAUUCCAAGUUUUUAAAGGAGAAGAAGCUGAUGGAAGAUCGAAUAGCUGAAUGUACUUCUCAGCUGGCUGAAGAAGAAGAAAAGGCCAAAAACUUGGCCAAACUCAAGAACAAACAGGAGAUGAUGAUCACUGAUCUGGAAGAGCGCUUAAAAAAGGAGGAGAAGACCCGUCAAGAACUGGAAAAAGCCAAAAGAAAACUUGAUGGUGAAACCACAGACCUACAGGACCAAAUAGCAGAGCUGCAGGCCCAGAUUGAAGAACUGAAGAUCCAGCUGGCCAAGAAAGAGGAGGAACUGCAGGCUGCUCUCGCCAGAGGUGAUGAAGAAGCAGUUCAGAAAAACAACGCACUGAAAGUGAUAAGAGAGUUGCAGGCUCAAAUUGCAGAACUCCAGGAGGAUCUCGAAUCUGAGAAGGCAUCGCGCAACAAGGCAGAAAAGCAGAAAAGAGAUUUAAGUGAGGAGUUGGAGGCUUUGAAAACUGAACUGGAAGAUACCUUGGAUACCACGGCAGCACAGCAAGAGCUGAGGACAAAGCGUGAGCAGGAGGUGGCUGAACUGAAGAAAGCAAUUGAAGAGGAAACCAAAAACCAUGAAGCACAAAUCCAGGAAAUCAGGCAGAGGCAUGCUACAGCACUGGAGGAGCUCUCUGAACAACUUGAACAGGCCAAAAGGUUCAAAGCAAAUCUUGAAAAGAACAAGCAAGGCCUAGAGUCGGACAACAAGGAGUUGGCCUGUGAGGUGAAGGUGCUGCAGCAGGUCAAGGCAGAGUCUGAGCACAAGAGGAAGAAGCUUGACGCUCAGGUGCAAGAGCUGACUGCUAAGGUGUCGGAAGGUGAAAGACUGAGGGUGGAGCUGGCAGAGAAGGCUAACAAGCUGCAGAACGAGUUGGAUAAUGUCUCAAGCCUCCUGGAGGAAGCAGAGAAGAAAGGCAUUAAGUUUGCCAAGGAUGCGGCUAGCUUGGAAUCUCAGCUUCAGGAUACACAGGAGCUGCUUCAGGAAGAGACCCGACAGAAACUCAACCUGAGCAGCAGGAUUAGGCAACUGGAAGAGGAGAAGAACAACCUGCAGGAGCAGCAGGAAGAGGAAGAAGAGGCCAGAAAGAACUUGGAGAAACAAAUGCUCGCCUUGCAGGCACAGUUGGCUGAUGCUAAGAAGAAGGUAGAUGAUGACUUGGGAACCAUUGAAGGUUUGGAGGAAACUAAAAAGAAAUUACUGAAGGAUAUGGAAUCCUUGAGCCAGCGCUUAGAGGAGAAGGCGAUAGCUUACGACAAACUGGAAAAGACAAAGAAUCGCCUGCAGCAAGAGCUGGAUGACUUGAUGGUGGAUCUCGAUCAUCAGCGCCAGAUUGUUUCAAACUUGGAGAAAAAGCAGAAGAAGUUUGAUCAGAUGCUGGCGGAAGAGAAGAAUAUUUCUGCCAGGUAUGCAGAGGAAAGAGAUCGUGCUGAAGCAGAAGCCAGGGAGAAGGAAACCAAAGCACUGUCUCUGGCUCGGGCUUUGGAAGAAGCCCUGGAAGUGAAGGAUGAGUUUGAAAGACAGAACAAGCAGUUGCGUGCAGAUAUGGAAGAUUUAAUGAGCUCUAAAGAUGAUGUGGGCAAAAACGUCCAUGAACUGGAGAAGUCAAAGCGAACUUUGGAGCAACAGGUUGAAGAGAUGAGGACUCAGCUUGAGGAACUGGAAGAUGAGCUGCAGGCUACCGAAGAUGCCAAGCUUCGUCUGGAGGUGAACAUGCAAGCCAUGAAAGCGCAGUUUGAGAGAGAUCUGCAAGCCAGAGAUGAACAGAAUGAAGAGAAAAAGAGGAUGCUAGUUAAACAAGUGCGAGAGCUGGAGGCAGAACUGGAAGACGAGCGCAAACAGAGGGCGCUUGCUGUGGCAGCCAAGAAGAAAAUGGAGAUGGAUCUGAAAGACCUGGAAGGUCAGAUAGAAGCUGCAAACAAGGGUCGAGAUGAAGCCAUCAAACAGCUACGCAAGCUCCAGGCUCAAAUGAAAGACUACCAGCGGGAGCUGGAGGAAGCCCGUGCGUCCAGAGAUGAGAUCUUUGCACAGUCCAAAGAGAGUGAAAAGAAGCUCAAAGGUCUGGAAGCAGAAAUACUCCAGCUCCAGGAGGAGUUUGCUGCAUCUGAAAGAGCCCGUCGUCAUGCUGAGCAAGAGAGGGAUGAGCUGGCUGAUGAGAUUGCAAACAGUGCUUCAGGAAAGUCAGCGCUGCUGGAUGAGAAGCGCCGGCUGGAAGCUCGGAUUGCACAGUUGGAGGAAGAGCUUGAGGAAGAGCAGAGCAACAUGGAGCUUCUCAAUGACCGGUUCCGAAAGACCACGCUGCAGGUUGACACGCUUAAUUCUGAGCUGGCUGGGGAGCGGAGCGCUGCCCAGAAAAGUGAAAAUGCACGGCAGCAACUGGAGAGGCAGAACAAAGAGCUGAAAGCCAAGCUGCAGGAACUGGAGGGAUCUGUGAAGUCGAAGUUCAAGGCAACAAUUUCUACUCUAGAAGCCAAGAUUGUGCAGCUGGAAGAGCAACUUGAGCAGGAAGCCAAGGAAAGAGCAGCUGCUAACAAACUGGUCCGUCGUACAGAGAAGAAAUUGAAAGAAGUCUUCAUGCAGGUGGAGGAUGAGCGUCGACACGCGGACCAGUACAAAGAACAGAUGGAGAAAGCAAAUGCCAGAAUGAAGCAGCUCAAACGCCAGCUGGAGGAGGCUGAAGAGGAAGCCACACGUGCAAAUGCUUCCCGACGCAAACUUCAGCGUGAGCUGGAUGAUGCCACGGAGGCGAACGAGGGCUUGAGCCGGGAGGUCAGCACCCUGAAGAACAGGCUAAGGAGGGGAGGCCCCAUCACCUUCUCCUCGAGCCGGUCCGGGAGACGCCAGCUGCACAUCGAAGGGGCCUCUCUGGAGCUCUCGGACGAUGAUGCGGAGAGCAAAGGCAGCGACGUGAACGAAGCGCAGCCGGCCCCUGCGGAGUAGAGCCCCUCACGCCGUUUGCAUGCAGAGACUCGUUACCCAGUAGUCGGCAGGAGGAGGAGGACUUUCCUGACCACCGGACUGCCUUGUGGCCGUAACUCUGCCUUACGAAACGUCAGCAUGCUACAAGGUUCCCUAGUGUAGGUCAGCUCUGUCUUACGGCUCUCCAGCCUCCCCCUGCUCAGAUAUAGGUACAACCGCUUUUUUAUAGAGUAAACAGAACGGGAUCUUCUCUGUUAAGUGCAUCCAUUUUCCAGAUACUUAUUGCGAAGCCAUUUUAUAAAGCACCAUGUGAAGGAGGAAACUUUUUUUAUCGAGAAACGUCAUUCCCGGGUGGGCGUUGGGACAGACCCAUUGUCACGGCUAUGCAUGCUUUGUUGUACAGACAACAUCCUUCUACCGCUUCUGUGCUCGGCCGGCCCUCACCUGCCUCGCGUCGGCUGGAUCAUUGAAGACCAAACUGCACCCGUAUCUUUCUUUUCUCCUAAUUGUUGUGAUUGGCACACAAUCAGCAAGCAAACUGUGAACAGGCCUUGGGAAGCGUUAGAGGGAAAUGUAGGGAUGAGUGAGUAGUGUCCAUUUUUAACCCACAAUACCAUUUUGAAGUGUUCUCAGCACCCGCAUCAUCAGUCAGUGUCCUGGCAGCACAGGCUUGCUGGGCUAGCGUCAUUGUUCCUCAUCUGUACAGUGCUCCCGCCUCUAGAGACCUGCGAAUUCCAUACCCAGCAGAUCCUGUAUAUAUUCCAGCUAGAAUAACGCAAACACCAGGAAAUAAACAUACAACACAGGCAAAACUAAUUUAUUACUGUAUGGCUGAGUUGGUCCCCAUGGAGCUGAGUGGCUGCAUUGUGGGCAGGGGCUCACGGGACACCCCGGCAGCCAGGCCGGUGUUCCCGAGGGUGCCGGCACCGCGGGCAGGGUGUCCGGGAUGGAUGUUGCCUGCCUGCGAGUUAACAAGCCAGUGGAUGUGAAUCCUUUGUUGUUGUUGUUGUUGGUUCUUUCUUUUGAGCAGUAUUACAGCGAGUAGUUAGCGUUCAUUUUGUUUAAAUUAGCCGAAAAGCUGACAUUACAGAAAGUGCCUUCGACACUACCGUACUGAGACAGCGUUUCCUCUAUGAUUUGCCUCUAUAACAAUGACUUAAUGUAUUAAUUUUGACUGUGCUUCAUAUCACGUACCUCUCUAGUCCAAGUGGUAUUAUUGGUGUUAGUGACAAUGAAUCAGUGUUAACUAGGAAACCUCCUCUGCCACAGGCUCGGAAUCCAUGGAGUUCCUUUUUUUUUGGUUAAAAGCUUUAACAUCCGUUGCAAAGGUUUUGUUGUGUGUUUGGAUACUUUUAAGCGAACUGGCUGUUGACCACCAGGCACCCGACUGCAAAUAUCUUGUUUUCUUGUAUACCCAUAUUUCUAGACAAUGAUUUUUGUAAGACAAUAAAUUUAUUCAUUAUA
This is a messenger RNA of Cuculus canorus (common cuckoo), 7526 nucleotides long. RefSeq names its product myosin heavy chain 10 (gene MYH10). The transcript has 42 exons. Gene Ontology annotation, molecular function: ATP binding; cytoskeletal motor activity; actin filament binding. Lineage: Eukaryota; Metazoa; Chordata; Aves; Cuculiformes; Cuculidae. Bases 123 to 6083 code for a protein of 1986 amino acids. Gene Ontology annotation, cellular component: myosin complex. The record is from RefSeq and is a predicted model, not a curated record.